This is a messenger RNA of Acyrthosiphon pisum (pea aphid), 805 nucleotides long. RefSeq lists its product as uncharacterized. The transcript has a single exon. The record is from RefSeq and is a predicted model, not a curated record. The annotation marks the transcript as partial. Lineage: Eukaryota; Metazoa; Arthropoda; Insecta; Hemiptera; Aphididae.
AUGGGUCGUCCAAAACGCAAAUCAAUUUCGUUAACUUCGGAGCCGAACAUGUUAUUACGUUCGCGUGCUGCCCGUGAUAUGACGUUACGAAAAAUUCGGAUGUUAGACACGUUGGCACAAGAGUCGCGAACGGAAGUUGAAAAACAUUCUACAUUUUUGGCACGUUACUUAUCACUCGAAAAAUAUGUUAAUCAAUUCGAGGUGCAGCAACAAGAAGUGUUGAAUAUUAUGUUAGAUUCAGGGUUACAGGACGACUUUAAUGACACAGAUUUGCUACUCACGGACGAGGUGGAGGAAUUAGUUGGACGUAUUCGUAUGGUUUUUGAAACAAUUCGACCAACGUCAGGUGUAACAAAGCAAAUGCCGCGUCAAGAGAGUGGAGCUCUUUCGGGUAGCAACAUAGUACUGCCUAAAAUUGAGUUGCCAAAAUUUGAUGGCGACGUAGUCCAAUGGUGCUCGUUUCGUGAUAUAUUUUGUUCACUUGUGCAUAACAACCAGCACUAUUCGGACAUCGAGCGAUUUCAUGUGUUAAGAUCAUCAUUAGUGGGUCCGGCCUUGGCAAUAAUCAAGUCUAUUCCACUAACGGCUAGCAAUUACAACAUUGCGUGGAAUGCGCUGCAUAAAUCGUUUGAAAAUAAUCGAUUAUUAGCGACGGCGCAUAUUGAUCGGUUAUUUGCGUUCUCCCCUCUCAAAAAGGAGUCUACGGCGGCUCUCGCUACCUUUGUCAAUACGUUUCGCGAGAACGUCGCCGCUAUCAAGGCGUUAGGCAUAGACGAUAUUUCUGGGUUUCUAUUAUUUUAUAUUG